AUUGUUAUACAAAGUCAAUCCACCCGUGCGUAUCGCAAUGAAGGCAGUCUUACUAAUAUGUGUUCUGGCUCUGGCAGCCCCGGUUAUCCUGGCCCGCACCAUGGACCGAUGCUCCUUGGCCCGAGAGAUGGCCAAACGGGGUGUACCCCGCGGCGAGCUGGCCAGGUGGGCGUGUAUCGCCGAGCAUGAGAGCUCCUACCGCACUGGAGUGGUGGGACCCACGAAUCCGGAUGGAUCCAACGACUACGGACUCUUCCAAAUCAAUGAUCGCUACUGGUGCCAGCCGGCCAGCGGAAAAUUCUCCUACAAUGGUUGCCGCAUAAACUGUAACGAUUUGCUAACCGAUGAUAUUUCCAACUCCGUGAGAUGUGCUCAGGCAGUUAUGGGAGCCCAGGGAUGGUCAGCCUGGUCCGUUUGGCGUUUCUGCAGCGGAUAUCUGCCACCAAUCGACGACUGUUUCAAAUAGAUUCUGACAUUGUUUUCUUAAAUUGACGCAUAUGUGCAUAAAAAGAUAAUAUUGGCUUCUGUAUUCAUUAAUAUUAAAACGAAGAUAUAAUAUUUUCUAUUGAAAAA
This is a messenger RNA of Drosophila ananassae, 573 nucleotides long. Its product is annotated as lysozyme X. The record is from RefSeq and is a predicted model, not a curated record. Lineage: Eukaryota; Metazoa; Arthropoda; Insecta; Diptera; Drosophilidae. The transcript has a single exon. The coding region runs from base 38 to 466 and encodes 142 amino acids. Gene Ontology annotation, molecular function: lysozyme activity.